AUGGGCGUCAUUGUAUCGGUGGUGCAGUACAUUGCGCCCGUAUUCCUGGUCACCUCGCCCAUAACCUCCUACGCCGACCAGAUCUACACCAUGCACCGCACACGGUCCUCUGCCGGCUUCUCUCUAGACAUCCCGUUAAUAAUGCUAGUAGCUUCGAUCCUCAAAGUCUACUACUGGCUAACCGCGCACUUCGCUCUCGCCCUCCUCAUCCAAUCCGUCCUCAUGAUCGCCGUCCAGUUCCUCCUCCUCCACGUCGCCCUCUCCAACCGCCCCGCCACCGCCUCCACCACAUACAUCCCCUUCAUACCUCCCUCCCCCUCGCCCUGGAACCCGACCUCAUUCUGGCGCUGGCGGCCCGCGCGGCCCUACUGGCUCUUCCUGGCCUACCUCAGCCUCGCGCUCCUCGUGCUGCAGGUCCUGGCGGGCCCGUACCCGGCCUACAGCACCGUCCAGGGCUAUCUCGCGCUCGGCAUCGAAGCGACGCUGCCGCUGCCGCAGCUGGCGGCGAAUCAGCGGCGGAGGAGCGUCAGGGGCUUCAGGGCGAGCGUCCUCGCCAACUGGCUCCUGGGCGACGCGUUCAAGAUGGUGUGGUUCUUUACCGCGCCGAAGGGCGAGGUGCCGGGGGUGUUUAAGGCGUGUGGCGUCUUUCAGGCGGCGUGCGAUGUGCUGCUGGGUGUGCAGGCUUGGGUGUUUGGAGACGGGGUCGCGGUCGGAGACGUGGGGGGUGUGGUUAGGGAUGAGGUUGUGGGGAUCAAGGAGGUUGGGGGCGUGGCGAUGGAGGAGUUGGAGGGGGCGUGGGAGGGGCGGAGGGGGGUGUGA
Molecule: messenger RNA, 819 nt
Organism: Coniosporium apollinis CBS 100218
Lineage: Eukaryota; Fungi; Ascomycota; Dothideomycetes
Exons: 3
Coding region: 1-819 (272 amino acids)
Biological process (GO): retrograde transport, endosome to Golgi; phospholipid translocation
Cellular component (GO): trans-Golgi network; endosome
Source: RefSeq, a predicted model, not a curated record